This is a messenger RNA of Bradysia coprophila, 1762 nucleotides long. Its product is annotated as protein rolling stone. The record is from RefSeq and is a predicted model, not a curated record. Gene Ontology annotation, cellular component: membrane. NCBI's taxonomy places the organism in Eukaryota, Metazoa, Arthropoda, Insecta, Diptera, Sciaridae.
CGGUCGAUGACGAAGCAGACAGAACGGAGGGUGAUAUUAUAGGCAACCAGCCGGUCUAUACACUCUAUUGUUAAGUUUUCCUUUUCAUUCGUUUUUUUUUUGCAAUAUAUAUCCGUGCUGCAGAGCCAUCAGAAGGCUUCGGACUUAGUCGCGUAUAACUAUUACAUUAGUGUAAAACAUCAGCACACCAAAAAAAUAAUAAUUUUUUUUUUUGCUUCGACACAACAAAUGGAUUUUCUGUUUAAUUCGUGGAUUCAUCUGUGUAUGAUAUUCAAAGCAAAGUCAAUAAUUUGUGAUGUUCAUGCGACAAUAAGAAUUUGUGUUAGAAAUUAAUUUCAUAUCAAAUGCGGUUGUGCUUACUAAUUAAUUAAAAAAAAGAGAGAAAAAAAAUUUAUUUCUUGUGAAUUUCGUCAGACUUCAAUCCUUGAAUCUGUGCAUUUUGUGAAUCGAAAUCUGUGAGUUGCAUAUAUUUUCAGUUGGUGUAGCAUGAGGACCUGAAUCUUGGAAAACAAUGUUAUUUUAUGAUGUCACAUUUGAAUUUGGAAAUUGCGUAACAAAAACCAGUCAAACUGGAUUGUGAAAUGUCACACUGCUCCUGCUCAGAUGCACGAGCCAGUGCAUUUGACCCGCUCGCCAUGGUUACUAAAUUAUGGAACAGUUGCUUUCACGGAUUAUCCUCUCAACAAGUGUAUCGUCACAAUUUCUACCUUUGUCAAUGGCAACGGGAUCAAGAUGUGGGCAUCUUGUAUUUAAUAUAUCGAUGGCUGUCGGCUAUAUUAUUCCUUGCUGUACUUAGCUGCUCGUUAUUGGACAUCGGUAGAACGGAUGAACCGAGAUAUGAGCACCACUAUGCCAAGUGGUGGAUAUAUCUGACGCAUUGGGGAUUAGUGGCCUGUGCCGUACAGGCUUGGCUAGGAGCGUGGAUUGUAACGCAAGGCAUGAUGGUAGAUAGAGAUGAUUAUGGAAACCAGCGGCAAGUUAGAAAGAGUUGGUUCCACAGGGCUUACUGGAUCUUAUACACCAUUGCGACGGUGUAUUCAUUUAUUAUAACCAUUUGUUAUUGGACCGUUGUGCAUAAUCCAGAAAUAAAUAAAAUCGAUGCGGUUAAUCUCAUGGUGCAUGUGUUCAAUUCCAUAAUUAUGUUAAUUGAUUUAACAAUUGUUGGACAUCCGAUUAAGCUCAGUCAUGUUACCUGGACGAUGGGAAUUGGUUUAGUUUAUUCUAUUUUUACGGCAAUUUAUUUCCUGUCUGGCGGCACUACAAGAAAAAAUACGGCUUCCAUUUAUCCGUUGCUAGAUUGGAGCAAACCGGGCAAGUCAAUAGUCGUCUCGGCGGCUGGUAUCCUCUUCGUAUUUGUUGUGCACUUUUUAGUUUAUUGUAUGUAUCGUUUACGAGUUUGUAUAUUCACGAACAUUUGUGUAAGGCAUCACGACGAUAAAGAUAAAAGCCGAAUGGGCAUGCCAAGGACCAUAUCGUCGGCGGAAAGUGGCCAAAAGGAACAUUUUUUGAAUUCCAAUACGGUUGUAGAAUUAAAAAUUUAAGCAAUUCCGGUUCGAAUAUUAUUGUCAACCGACAGCAAAAAUGAAAUUGAUAUUUAAAAAACAAAAGAAAUAAAUAUUUAAAAAAAAAAAAAAUGUUAAAAACUUUUAAAAACAAUAUUUGGGUGAUCCUAAGAAAGUAUUAAAAAGAAAAAUUAAAUUAAAAGAAAAAGAAAAUUAAUUUAGGACGAAUUAUAACCUAACACAUAUAUAUAGUGACAAAA